AGGUUUCCGCGUUCUUCCGUGAUUUCAACAACGAUGUGUGGGCUGCCAACACGAGUGGAAUAUUUCGGAUGUUGCCAAUGGAUACUUUACAAAACAGAAUGGGUAUGGACAUGGGUGGCUUCAACAACAACAAUAAUAACAACAAUAAUAAUGGCAAUAAUAAUAAUAAUGGCAGCACCGGCCAUGGCAGCAACUUCAGUAACAACCCCAAUCUCGGCCGUGGUAAUAAUGGUGUCAGCCAAAACAGUUACAGCGGGGGUAGCAACUACAAUGGCGGCGGGAGCAACUAUGGUGACAGUGGUGGUAGUAGCUAUAACGGUAAUCCCAGCAAUGCCUAUUGUAACGGAGAUGGGAAUGGCAAUAACUCUAUCUUCAGCGGUAACGGUAGCAAGUACAGUUACAACGCCAAUGACAACAGCAGCCAUGCUAGCUAUAGCGGCGAUGACACUUUCGGUACGAGUUAUAGCGGGAAGGGAAUUGAGAAUAGCUACAAUGACAAUAAUGAGAAUGACCUGGGCACUCGCAACCCUGAGGCCAGGAGCAGUGGUAAUUGCAUGGGCAUUAACGACGCACAUAACAACAACAGCAACAACGUCAACAAUAACAGCAAUAACAACAACGAUUUCCGCAGUUAUCACAGCAACAACAGUGACACCAAACAACAAGUAAACCACCCUGGGGAUGGUAAUGGUACGAGUCCGUAUGCAAGUAUCAGUAGUAGUGCCAACGGCAAUCGCGACAACUGCAAUAACAACAUCUUUAACAACGAGAACAACAAUCAAAUGCAAGGUGCAAACUAUGACACAAAUCAGACUGGCAACAACACACUGCUGAAUUCCGAAAGCUUGGGCUCUAUAUUAAGGGUAUGUCGUUCGUGUCAAAAAGCGGCUAUCUGUUCGUGUUCACUUGUAAAAGAAAUUACACAUACAUAA
Messenger RNA from Sphaeroforma arctica JP610, 932 nucleotides. RefSeq lists its product as hypothetical. The transcript has a single exon. NCBI's taxonomy places the organism in Eukaryota, Ichthyosporea, Ichthyophonida. The record is from RefSeq and is a predicted model, not a curated record. The annotation marks the transcript as partial.